AAGAGUUAUCCUAUUUCUAGUACAUCUGUACAUAAAGUAUGUUAAAAAUGCUAAUAAGAACUUAAAAAAAGAAACAAAGAAGUAAAAGUAUAUUUUUUUGUUCUGAUAUAUUUUGGAAUAAAAUAGAAAAUCCCUUCAGUGUGGAAAUAAACAUACCUAGCACUGGGAAUUGUAAGAAAAUGACAGAUAUUCCAUUUUGCUAUGUUAUGUUAUGCUCAGUGUGAAGAUACAUUUCCUUUUAUCUGUCUUGCACCUCCAGUUAUUCAGCUUGGGUUACUCAGGCUUCUCACAUAAUGAGAAAGGGAGAACUUCUUUCACUCCACUUCCUUCACAUCAAGAGUUUGGGGACUUCUAGUUUAGGGAACUAUUCAGAAUGAUCUGCUAGAAAGUUCAGAUGGAGUAGUUCAGGACAGUGGACCAGAGCUUUCUAGCAGAUGUUUCUUGGAGCCUCAUAAGGCUACUUUUCCCAGGAUCUCCUAGGAUGGCUCUAAUAAUGUUAAAUGGGAAGGAAACCAAUGGCACGAGCAUGUGAACUUCAGAUAGAACUUUAUACACCUCUAUAGCAUUCCUUUCUCUUUACUCAUCUUCUUUCUAAGGAAAACUCCCAAGCGGUAACACUGUUCUUUGAGGUAAAAUUGCCCUAGUACAGGCAUGGGUAAACUUUGGCCCACCAGGUGUUUUGGACUUCAACUCCCACAAUUCCUAAUAGCCUAAUGGGCUAAAAUUUCCCCAGUCUUGGCUGAAACUAUAUGUUUCCCUAGCUCCAGAGGCACCUCCCAAAUGCUAUAGAAAGUAGAAUACCCAGAACUGUAUAUAGCCCACCAUCAAGUUGUAUUAAAUUUGGAGGUAGAACAACUUUCCAAAUGUCCCCACUGUGAGCUGAUUUGCAGCAAGAUCUUUCCCCUCCCAGGCUUACUUGGUGGCCUGAGCAGUGCUGAGGAUGCCCCGUGUCUGAUUCUGCAUCACUCAAGUCAGAGAGAACCCCUGAUUUUAUAGCUGUCGCAGUUUAAGAAGUGGUGUAAGUUUUUCUUAGGAACACCAACACCAAGAACCACAAGGAGGAACAUAACCAAAAGUGGGGAAAUGAGAGAAGGAGUGGGAUACAAUGUGAGGCGACUAGAGUAUCAGGCACCUGGAGUGAUCAUACACAAGAUUCGUUGACGUGAAACUCAUUUUUAGAGAACUGCCAUCUCAGCCUAAACAGCAAAGAUGGUUGAAUAUAUCUAGCUUCUAGAUAAGGGGUCCACAAGCUGAUCCUAUCCUUUGGAGUAUUAGCUGUCCCUCCUAAUUUGGUGUCACUUGAAAACUUGAUAAGCAUGCCCUCUAAACCUUCAUCUAAGUCAGUGGUUCUCAACCUAUGGGAUGUUUUUGCCUUCAACUCCCAGAAAUCCUAACAGCUAGGAAACUGGCUGAGAUUUCUGGGAGUUGUAGGCCAAAACACCUGGGGACCCACAGGUUGAGAACCACUGACCUAAGUCAUUAAUAAAUAUGUUGAACAGUACUGGGCCCAGGACCAAACCCUGCGGCACUCCACUAGUCACUUUUUUCCAGGACAAAUUGGAACCAUUGGUGAGCACCCUUUGGGUUUGGUAACUUAACCAAUUACAGAUCCACCUAAUAGUAGCAUUGCUUAGCUAGCCCACGUUGGACUAGUUUGCUUGCAAGAAGGUCAUGGGGACUUUGUUGAAGGCCUUACUGAAAUCAAGAUAUGCUACAUCCACAGCAUUCCCUACAUCUACCAAGUUUGUAACUCUAUCAAAAAAAGAUGUAAGAUUAGUCUGGCAUGACUUGUUUUGAGAAAUCCAUGCUGACUUUUAGCAAUUACAGCAUUUCAUUCUAAGUGAUUGCAGACUGCCUCCUUAAUGAUCUUAAGGAAUUUUUCUUGCCAUUGAUGUCAGGCUGACUGGAUGGUAAUUGUUUUCCCUUCUUGAGGAUAGGGACAACAUUUGCCCUCCUCCAGUCUCCUGGGACUUCUCCUGUUCCUACAUGUCAUGAGGUCCUAAGAAAGACUUAUAGCCAAGCACGAGUUUAUGUGGACUAUGUGGACAGUCCAAAGUAUGUGGACUGUCAAAAGAGCCAGCUAACAAAAAAUCCUCUCUACACUCAUUCCUAAUAGCUAGGCCAAAGGUGGGAGCAUAUUAAAUCUGAUGUUCAAUGACUCAUCUCUUGGCAUGCCAAGUUAGGAUAAACAGUACAAUUUCCACACUGAGCAUGCAUAUUCAGCAGCAGAGUAGCAAAGCGCAAGGGCAGAUGUCUUCAUGUGUCUGGUUGUGAUCCCCAGGUGGUGCCAAUCAGCUUUCAUACGAUAUUAUUUCUAGCACCCAUUUUUUGCUUGAUAGUCAGUCAGCACUUCUCGUAGGUCCAGGGUAACUCCUUGGUUUUUUGGUGUGCUGCAAUGCUCCAGUGGGAUUCCUUCCCAGAUAACCCUCAGAGCUCAAGAUGCUUGUCUGUUCUUAAGGUGAAAAGCACAUGUCUGUGUUUUAGAUGGAUUAUGUAUUAUUGAGUCAUGGCAAUUGUGGCUGGGCAAUCUCAAGGCCCCUGGACUUCCUUCUAGGGGUUAAAAAUCUCUCAAGAAAAUGAUGCUUUCAAACUGGCUUUUCUAUAUGGCCGCCUCAAACGACAUCCCAUUGAUGAUGGCUGGAAUUUGUUAACACAGUUAUAACUGAAUACACAGAAUAACUGAGUAUUCACCAUGGCAAUAUUGCCAUGAUGAUAACAGUCUCUCAGUCCUGACAAACUCCCCUUCCGUGAAGCCCUUCUGUUCUGUGAAGACCCCUCACCUAGGAAGCCAUGGUAAGUCAUGUUCCUUGAGUAUUUCCUCUUACCUUCAGCACCUUUCCUUCUUUUUUAUUUUGUACCUCAUCUCUACAUGGCAAACGCAAAGAUAAAGAGCACUUAGACUUUUUGUCUUAUUGUAAAUAUAACAUGUAGACUUCUCUUGGAACUGUUUUAACUAAGUGCUAGGUAUAAAGUCUUAAGAUAAACAAUAAAUAAUUCAUCAAAUGUUGACAGGCGCAAUUCAUGAGGUUAUCGCCGUGUCUCUGUUUCCUAAAGAAAAUGGCCCAAGGGCUUCAACAAAGAGAGGCAGAGAUGCUGAAAAGAGAAUCAGCGAUGAAAGCCUUCUGACAUGGCUUCAAGCCAGAAAUGUUGCCAAUGAUUCUAAGGUGGGAUCUAAAGUGAUGGGAACUUGUAAAACUCGCAUAAAUGGAAAAAAUGAGAGCAGUAAAUCAUGACUAUUCAAGCCAUCUUCCACAUCAUUUCUGUAGAUUGGAAUAUUUUGGAUAACUGGCUAGGGAAGGUAUGGGCAAACUUUGGCCCUCCAGGUGUUUUGGAGUUGAAGUCCAAAACACCUGGACGGCCUAAGUUUGCCCAGGCCUGAGCUAAAGUUUAAGGGCUGAAAAAAGCCUCCCUCGAGUGAGGGUCCUGGCCGCCUUAUAUUCGGGUCGUCUUAUACUCGAGUAUAUAUGGUAAUCAGAGUUGGACAGUCUUAUCUUAAAUUACAGUUUAAUGUAAAUAUUCAAAAACAUUUAACCUACUGAUGCCUCAAUUAAUGUAAUUUUAUUAUUUAUUUAUUUAUUUACAGCAUUUAUAUUCCGCCCUUCUCACCCCAAAGGGGACUCAGGGUGGAUCACAUUACACAUAUAGGCAAACAUUCAAUGCCUUUUAACAUAGAACAAAGACAUGACAAACACAGGCUCCAAGCGGGCCUCGAACUCAUGACCUCCUGGUCAGAGUGAUUCAUUGCAGCUGGUUGCUCUCCAGCCUGCGCCACAGCCCAAUUUUAUUGGUAUCUAUUUUUAUUUUGAAAUUUACCAGUAGCUGCUGCCUUUCCCACCUUUGUCUUAUACUCUAGUCAAUCAGCUUUCCCAGUUUUUUGUGGUAAAAUUAGGUGCCUCAGCUUAUAUUCGGGUUAGUUUAUACUCAAGUAUAUAUGGGUAAUUGAUUUGUUGAGGCAACCUGCAAAUGCUUUUGGGGAGGUCUAUGGAUUUACUUCUCUUUCAGUCGUAGUGCCAGGACUCACCCACUGUUCUGCUUUGCAUCUGCCUAUACACACAUACUGACAUAUAGUUGUUAUUUGGUGUGUAUCAUAGCUUGUCAUGAUAAGAAACAUGUGUCAUUAGGAUUGGUCACUCACUGUAGUAACUUAUUGGGUCACUCCCAUACCAGAUCUUUCCACAAUAUUGUAGCUAAAAUUUCAGUAAAUUUAACAAAAUCAAGGAUUAUAAAACAAACAGCAAUGAAAAAACGGUGUGCUUGUAGCAUGGGCAGACAACACAGAGGGAUUCGAGACAUCAAUGUAAUUGAUAAUAAUGAUGCCUUUGACUGGAGCGGAUGCGUACUGUAAGGUUCAAAAAGUAAAACAGAAUAGAGUUUUAAUUUUGUAGGUAUAUUUAUGCAGUAUGCGGCUGCUGAGGAGCUCCUGGUGGUGCAGCUGAGCUGCUGAACCUACUGACCAAAAGGUUGGCGGUUCGAAUCUGGGGAGCAGAGUGAGCUUCCGCUGUUAGCCCCAGCUUCUGCCAACCUAGCAGUUCGAAAACAUGCAAAUGUGAGUAGAUCAAUAGGUACUGCUCCAGUGGGAAGGUAAUGGCACUGCAUGGCACUCCAUGCAGUCAUGCCAGCCACAUGACCUCAGAGGUGUCUACGGACAACGCCGGUUCCUCGGCCUAGAAAUGGAGAUGAGCGCCAACCCCAGAGUCGGACACAACUAGACUUAAUGUCAGGGGAAAACCUUUACCUUUACCCUUUUAUGUGGCCGCUAAUGCAAUUCGCACCCUCUUAAAUACCUUCCCAAUGAUACCACUGUCUGAGUUUUCUUGGUUUGCCUUUUGUUCUCUUUCUUUCUUUCUUUCUUUCUUUCUUUCUUUCUUUCUUUCUUUCUUUCCUUCUUUCCUUCUUUCCUUCUUUCCUUCUGUCUUGUUAGGCUGCAAGCCUGAAGGCAAAAUCUGUUUGGUUUGGCUUUUUUAAUUGAUCGAUAAGCUGCUCUGGGAGCCUUUCCAGCUGAAAAUGGGAUAUAUGAAUGCUUUAAAUAAAGAAGAAAGGCAGGCGCAUUGCAGUGUGAUACUGCAGUGGCCUUGAUUUAAGAAAAUGUCUGAAGCCCAGAAGGAAAAACAAAAAGGCCAUGUUGAGGGGCAAGGAAGCUGAAGAGAAAUGUACUCUUACAUAGCUUCAAACCAGGGAUUUUCAGAGUGAGAAAUGUUACUUCUAAGUAGAAUGACUUUAAUAGCAUCUUGAAGUCAUCCAUAGUUGUGUGGUGAGUGAUUGCACAAUCACAAAUAGGCUCAGCAUGUCACUACACUUAUUCUUAGGCUCUGGGGACUUUGCUAGCGACUUGGGAGAAACUCUCUAAAGGACAAUAAAACUGGAGACAUGAGAAAAUGUUGCUAGAGAAUCAGCUAGACAACCCUGAACUGGUCACUAGGGUUGCCAGUUUAGAAAUGCCCCAAACUCUGUGGCUUCCAGGCCAAAAUCUGAGACCUAGGAAUGAUCAGUACUGAGGUUGUUAAGUGUUAUUAUUAAAUAUAAACCACAGGAGCCUAAAACUUGAGAUUCAAAGACAUACAGAACUUGUAUGGACUCACGCUGGCUAUCUAACAAUGUUUCUCUAUUUCCAGAAAGUAUCGCGGGUCAACUCAGGUCCAUCUGACUUAGCCCCACAUUUGUAAAAGUUGGUGGAUGUUCUAGUUUGCUCGAAAGUCCAGAGUAAUCUUGCAGCCUUGGGUUAGACAGUAGGAUCUGGUCCUAUUUGGACCAGUCUGCUGUCCAAAUGAGAUACCAUUGUCAUCCCUUUUCUCAUGCAAACUUCAUCACAGGGCAAAGGGAGUGGAUCGAGGCUAUGUUAUUGCAUUGCUGCUCCCAACUGACCAAAGAGACCUGUCUGAGUUCCUAGUCAUUGUGGACACUCCAUGCUGACAUCAACAGAGGUGCCUGUGCAACCAGGAUGAAGAUGGGUCAUGGGUCAGAAAGAACAUUCUAAUCAAAUUUGCAAGUAGUGAAACCCACAAAAGUCAGACUCACAAAUUCAAGGGCCGACUAUAUUUUGUCAAUGAAUAAAUACAUACUGCCAGUUAAUCUGUGAAUAUUACCUCUUUGUAAUCUGAAGUUUCAUGAAAUAAACAUUUAGGUUAACUAUAGGACAGUUGUGAACUUAUUGAUCCUGGGUCUAGUUAACACAAAUAAUUUACUAUGGGGCUAGUCUGAAGUUACAAUACUCCAAACUGGAGGAUGGCUCUUUAGAGCUCUAUGGCUACAUCUAUAUUGAUGACAACAUGACACAGGUAAGUAACACCUUGUUUUCACUACAUCUCAGAUUAUGGGGAAAGCAGGAUGGUGUCACUGACACCUAUGAACACACAGCAGAGCUGAUUCUGAAUCAGAACAGCCCAGUUUUCACACUACUCUGAAGUGCAGGGCUGCUCCAGAGCUUUGGGGAAGCUCCAGCACAUUCCCCAACUUUCUCUAACUUGGAGCACGCCGUAUUAAGUGGCUGUAUCCAGUAUUGGGCCAAGAUGGCUCCAUGCAUCAUGUAAAUGUCACGGAGUCUAUUUUCUCCCAUUUCAAGGUAUAGUGCCCAUAUAAAUGUGCCACCUGACUGUAAAACCAUCCCCAUAGCAGUGCUCCUUCGCCCAUCAUUUCUUCACCUUUGGUCUUCUAGUUCCUCUUUGUGGCUCUUGGUUUUCUAAGGAAAAAUUGCUCCACACCUUCCAUUGCAACUGCUAUAAAAUCUGAGGUUUCUCUUCAGUUGCUGUUGCAGAAUCAAGCCGCAAAUCGUGCCAUGGCUACUACUGCACAGGCAACAAUGGUGUUCUGCUUUAUUUUCCUCACAUUCCUCUGUUGUGGUAUCAACAUCAAUGCAGGGAAAUUUGAGCCACAAGUGUCUUCAUUAUCACAUCCUUCUUCUUCUCGGGAGUAUGGUGGGCGCGAAGGAGAUGAGUUCACACAUGCUCGGAUCCAAAAGAAAGGGCCGAUCACUGCUAUUAGGAUCCGAGCUGUCUGGCAUUUCAUCGUGGGCCUCCAGAUCUGUUAUGGGCAGCGAUGGAGUCAAUACGUGGGUGGCCCAUUUGGAAAACUGCAAGAGGUCCCAUUGUUCCCAGGCGAGUCCAUUACACAAAUCAGAGGGAGUUAUAGCAGCUAUCUUCACAAACUCGAAUUAAUCACUGAUCAAGGGCGCCAGUUCUCCUUUGGACAGGACCGGGGCAUCCUUUUCAAUGCAAUUCCACCCAAAAAGGACACUGUUUUGCGUUACGUCAGUGGCCGCUCUGAUUAUUUUAUUAAGGCCAUCCAUUUCCACUGGGAUGUUAAACCCGGACAGAGAGAAGAGUGAAAACAGCAAUGGGCACAGAGCUUUAGAAGGAUAAUUUUGGACAAUAAUUCCCAGUGACCAUGCCAGGUAGGGGAUUCUGGGAAUUGUUGUUCAAAAACGUAAUUCUUCCAAGCUCUGGCUUUAUGGUGGUGCAUGGUCUAGGUUGGUAGGUACAACUCAACUCUGAAGUGCAAGGCUGCUCCCUCUUUCCCAUUUGUUUCCCAUAUCACCUCCUAUUAUGAGCCAAAUGGUUAUUCCAAUCCCCCAAGUAUCCACAAAUUCUUCUGGGUGGAUUCAAUUUUAUCUGUUCAAACCAGUGGUUUGGUCCUCCAAAUGUCUUGGACUCCAAUUCCCAGAAUCCUCAACCAGCUUGGCCAGUGCUCAGGAAUUCUGGGAGUUGAAGUUCCAAACAUCUGGAAGAGGAGGGAUCAAAAACCACUGUUUAUAUAUUUCUGAUGUUUUAUCACUCUUCCCCCCCCCCACCUCACAAACCCUUCUAUCUUCCUCCACACAUAUUUUAUCCAUCUGCUCAGCUCUUGUUCCUUCUAGCAAACUGUGAUGUCUUUCUACUGUUGAUCAAUUGAGCCAACAAACCUGUCCUGUUUAAUUAAAGUUCUCUCUUCUGUCGAAUGUAAAACAUGAUCAAAAUCACAGGCUGUUUGUAACACCAACCAAUAAAAUGCCAAUUUUAAAUAGUC
Messenger RNA from Anolis carolinensis (green anole), 7998 nucleotides. Its product is annotated as zymogen granule membrane protein 16. The coding region runs from base 6773 to 7321 and encodes 182 amino acids. NCBI's taxonomy places the organism in Eukaryota, Metazoa, Chordata, Lepidosauria, Squamata, Anolidae. The record is from RefSeq and is a predicted model, not a curated record. The transcript is spliced from 4 exons.